AUGCAGCGACUCACUUUACUCUUCCAUUCUCAGUUUCUCCUGUGCUGGAAGUUUACAACUCCCUCAGCUCAAAGUCUAUCAGGAACGUCGAACCCUGGUCAGUUGUCUUGUUUAAGAAGAUCUGAACAUCCUGAAAAAGGUAAAGCUUGACUUAAACACUUAAUAUGCGCACCGUAAAUAAUGGCAAAAAUAAAUCUUAGACUACACAAAGAAUAGAAAACUUGACGCAGAACCAAUGUGAACCGAGAAGAUUUGUUGAGACUAUUUAAAUAGUGGGGUUGAAGGUAAUGUAUUCGUGGUGCGCUGACUUUAAUUCAUCAGUUACAACACACGCAAAUUCAGUUUCGUAUUAGCAAAAAGUAGCAAAGCAUUCAGUUAUUUUUCUCUUAACGUGAGUUAGUUUCAAGCUGUCAAAAUCAGCUUUUCGUGUCGUGCAUUCCUCUCUGGUAUCGCUUCGCUUGUAGCUGUAAUGGAAUAAAGUUAACUUCGCUCGAAAAUCUCAGAGAUGAACUCUUUUCACUUGUAUGUUCACUUUUAAUAAUGAUGGAAUUUUAUUCACCUUCGAACGGAACUACUUCAAGAUAACGUGUUGCAGACACGAUCAAACCAGAGUAAACCAUGGCCAACAAGGACGAUGAGGAUGAAAAGGAAGACCGGCGACCAAGUAUAAAAUCGUCUGAUGAGUGGGAAUCUUAAUUAUAGGGGUUUCCCGAAUUAAGAACCAACAACUUUGAAGGCUUGUGUAUUCGCUUGUUGUGCAUCGAAGAGUUGCGAAUCGCUUAAGAUAGGACUGGCCGCAAAUUUACGAAAACUGAGACUGAGUAAUUUUCAAAACAUGAGAAAAAUAAUUCCAUGUAAAAAUAUGUUAAUAUCUAAGCAAUACUUUUCACUUCCUGUCGGUUUUCAGACGCAAAAACUCACACGGGAUGUUACUGAGAACACAAGGAAAAGUUGUAAAUCACCACCCGAGGGUGCAUGAUUACCAACGUUCCAAGUGCACUGACGCCUAAAAAAAAUGAUAGAAAGUGCGCCUUCUAGCUUUUAAAAAUGGGUUUACUAGUACAAUGAACGAUAGGCUUUCGAUCAAUCAAAGUGUUCCUAAUAUCUUAUAAAUUUUUACGAUUUUCAUCAAGUCGUCAAUGUCCUCUAGAUUUCUCUCUUUUUGUUUCAUGCAAGAUAAAUCUUGAAGAAAACUCUCAAAUAUGACGAUAUGUUUGCAUCUGUUCCAGGCUACACUCUGAUUAAUCACGUGAUUGCUACGCACACUGUCACGUGCCCGAUAGACUGUACGUGGGAAUGCCUACGGGAUGCACGCUGUCGAUCGUUUAAUUAUGCAAACUCAGGGAAAACAUGUGAAUUAAGUGACCAAUCAAAAGCGACAGCCCCAAAUGACUUUGUUUUAAGAAAAGGCAUCACUUACUACGAGCCAACGACACAGAUGGUGAGUCAUAGAAAUUUACAGAUCAGUUAGAAACUUAAUCAUCAGUGCUCAACCUACCAAGCGCAGGAACCUUUGAGGUCUUCGGUUUUUCAAAUUCCAUCUUCUGAGCAAGGUGGUGUCAAAAUCAUAUCGAGAGGUCAAAUAAAUGCCUUUAUCUCAGAGAACGGUAUGGCUGCCUAAAACUGAACAUUUACACAGAGCAGCGUUUGUAAGACCUUCAUUUCUAGCCCGAAACACAGUAAGUUGAAAUGUGGUGGAACUCAGUGGGCGGGAGUACAAUUCAGGCAACAAUCGGGCGAAUGAUUUGAAAUUACCAGCAGGAAUGAAAACUUUAAUUUAAACAUGCGCACAUGAAUUGAUUCAUAUAGCAAAAGUUCAAGUCGGAAGUCUAAACGUUGUUAGAAAUAUCGAAUGCUUAAUGCACUUCAGAUAUUUUUUCCAUUUUGAAUGGCUAACAUUUGCUAAGUGCUUAUAAUUGGACAGGUGAAAUCAAACAAUUUGGACAUGGAACAGCCAAUCAAGCCGCAAAUAAGAGCUGCUUUACUGAUGAAAGAACCACUCAUUCUCGAGAAUUUUGUUAUUGACACAAUUGAUGUCAUAAAAUGCCUAUUUUCUAGAAGGAAAUCCUGGGUAAAUAUAAUUUGCUCAAAUAGAGACAAAAUCGUUGCUCGAUAUACAAAACUUUGAAAAUAUCAAACUUCUAUACUCAUUUUGAAAGAGAAACGUUAGCUCUAAGAACGAGAAUAUAUUUCAACCAAAGAAGGUAUUGUCAUGGUAAGUUUCGCCUCAUAAAAGGAUGAAAGUGCGUUUAACUAUUCUUCCCAUUUUCACCCAGGGAGGAAAUAGACCUGUUUGCACUUCGGCUUUAUGUCAAAAUGGUGGAACAUGUGUUGACGCGUGUUGGAAUCCCCGGAUGUUCACGUGUGAAUGUCGACAGGAUUAUAAAGGAGUGUACUGCGAAGAGCACAGCGGAGGUGGGUAACUCGUGACUAAAUAGAAGAGAAGAACACUUAAAUUUGCGAUAAUUUCCUUUCAGCAACAAGUCUCAUAUUAUGUUUCCUUUGUUCCACGUACAGUGAGAAGCUGUCAGCAGCUGAAAACCCUGGGAGCGAAUCACAAUGGCAUUUAUAAAAUCAACCCAGAUGGUCAAGGGGUCAUAAACGUGUACUGUGACCAAACCACAGAUGGAGGUGGGUGGACUGUGGUUCAGAGACGUUCCCGUCCAUACAAGCAAAGCUUUGAACGAACGUGGGUAGAGUAUCGAGUAGGCUUUGGCGACUUGUCCAAAGAAUUCUGGCUUGGAAACGACAACUUGCACCGAAUCGCCUCUUCAGACAGCAUUCUUCGAAUAGAUCUGCACCGAACCAACGGCCAAAAGGGAUAUGCCAAAUAUGGUGGGUUUCGGGUAGCUGACGAAACAGAAAAGUAUCGAUGCGGCAUGACUUCGUACGAAGGAAACAUCGGAAAUGGGUUUUAUGGAAAUACAGAUCCUAAAUUGAACAUCCGAGGGAUGAAAUUCGGCACACCAGACCAAGAUAAUGACAAACACCCUGGCAAGUGUUUUCCUUAUGGUGCAUGGUGGGCAAACCAAUGUGGCGAGGUUAAUCUCAAUGCAAGGAAUGGUCCGAACUGGGGUCCCUGGACUUCUCAGCCUUACCUAAAUCUCUCUGAGAUGAAAGUAAGGCACGGCGGAGGUGGGUAACUCGUGACUAAAUAGAAGAGAAGAACACUUAAAUUUGCGAUAAUUUCCUUUCAGCAACAAGUCUCAUAUUAUGUUUCCUUUGUUCCACGUACAGUGAGAAGCUGUCAGCAGCUGAAAACCCUAGGAGCGAAUCAGAAUGGCAUUUAUAAAAUCAACCCAGAUGGUCAAGGGGUCAUAAACGUGUACUGUGACCAAACCACAGAUGGAGGUGGGUGGACUGUGGUUCAGAGACGUUCCCGUCCAUACGAGCAAAGCUUUGAACGAACGUGGGUAGAGUAUCGAGUAGGCUUUGGCGACUUGUCCAAAGAAUUCUGGCUUGGAAACGACAACUUGCACCGAAUCGCCUCUUCAGACAGCAUUCUUCGAAUAGAUCUGCACCGAACCAACGGCCAAAAGGGAUAUGCCAAAUAUGGUGGGUUUCGGGUAGCUGACGAAACAGAAAAGUAUCGAUGCGACAUGACUUCGUACGAAGGAAACAUCGGAAAUGGGUUUUAUGGAAAUACAGAUCCUAAAUUGACCAUCCGAGGGAUGAAAUUCGGCACACCAGACCAAGAUAAUGACAAUCACCCUGGCAAGUGUUUUCCUUAUGGUGCAUGGUGGGCAAACCAAUGUGGCGAGGUUAAUCUCAAUGCAAGGAAUGGUCCGAACUGGGGUCCCUGGACUUCUCAGCCUUACCUAAAUCUCUCUGAGAUGAAAGUAAGGCAUAACUGA
Molecule: messenger RNA, 3854 nt
Organism: Pocillopora meandrina
Lineage: Eukaryota; Metazoa; Cnidaria; Anthozoa; Scleractinia; Pocilloporidae
Source: the annotation of a GenBank genome assembly